Fusarium fujikuroi IMI 58289 is the source of this 594-nucleotide messenger RNA. RefSeq lists its product as uncharacterized. The coding region runs from base 1 to 594 and encodes 197 amino acids. The record is from RefSeq and is a predicted model, not a curated record. The transcript has 6 exons. Lineage: Eukaryota; Fungi; Ascomycota; Sordariomycetes; Hypocreales; Nectriaceae.
AUGGCGAUGGCAACUACGCUCACAAGAGUCUUUGAAGGGUCUUCUCUUGAUGAUUGGAUCCGUGUCUAUCAUAACACCAAGAACAAGAACGCCUAUUGGUUCCGCCAGAACUUGGGAGGAGGGAAGUUUGACCAGUCGGUUCAGUUCAAUGUUGAUAUGAACUGUGAUUUGGAUCAUUGGUACGCCCUUGCAGAUUUUCUUGGCCAGAACAGUGACGGUCUCGAUGACUUCUUCUGUAUCAAGGAGAACGCUGUAUGGCUCUCGCUCAACCGAGGCGGAAAACCUCUCCAGUUCUCUACUACUAGUGUUCGCAUAACAUUGGAGGCGAUGGAAGAGCAGAUCUUUGUCGAGUCAAGUUACGGCAAGAUAGCGUGCGUUCACCCUGAGGCUAACGAGCCCGGUCUGGCAGUGAUAGGUGCUCUCGACCGUGGCUGGGGUGACAAGUCUCAAUGGCAAGGUUUCAGCACCGCCCAAGGCAUUCGUGGAACUGUCUUCAGCACUGUGCAACCAGAAAAGCCCGGUAUUACCCUAGGUAUGACAUAUCUCAAAUUUCGACUACUUCGACGUAUUGGUUCGGUUAUGAGUGACGGCUAA